Molecule: messenger RNA, 4515 nt
Organism: Oncorhynchus masou masou (cherry salmon)
Lineage: Eukaryota; Metazoa; Chordata; Actinopteri; Salmoniformes; Salmonidae
Gene: vwa3a
Product: von Willebrand factor A domain containing 3A
Exons: 39
Coding region: 1-4515 (1504 amino acids)
Source: RefSeq, a predicted model, not a curated record
AUGCGGCGUGGUGUGAUGGAAGCGGCCAGUACUUCCCUCAGAGAUGACUGCCCUCCCUGGGAAGAUGUGUCUCUGUCUGCCCCUCACAGAGACGAUGGUCUACUGGUCACCCAUGUCAACCAAACACAGGACUUACUGAGGUCACAGGGUCAGGCUGCGGAGUGGAAGAGCUCCUCUGAUUGGCUCCUGACCCACAGUCUCUACAGCUCCGGCCUCUCCCUAUCAACACUCCUCUCACACGGGACCACCAAGAUCAGGCAACCUCUCUGUAUUGGUGGCAGUGCUGAGGAGGACGGAGGCCUCAGCAGACAGCUGGAGAUCACUGCUGCAGCACUCAUUCACUUUGACUUCCAGCUGUACCAGGCCAUUGAGCUGUACCAUGGCAGAAUAAGAUGGCUGAACCAAGGAAGUAUGAAGGUGUUUGGGCUGGUGAAGGGGUCCAGAGUAGGGGUCAUAGUUGACACCUCAGAUGUUAACUGCACCAAGGACAGACUGCCAGAUCUACAGAGGAACCUCCUGUCUCUGAUAGAAGAGCAGCUCAGCUGUAAGCGUCAGCUGUACCUGAUGUCCUGUGGUACUGAGACCAGCAGCCUUUGGGACGGCCCCAGAGACGUCAACACCUUCAGACUGCAGGAGGCUUGUGGCUGGGUGGAUGAGCUGGGAGCCAGGGGGGGAUGUAACCUCCUACAGGCCCUGAAGAGAGGCCUUGGCCUGGACUGCACUCAGCUUGACUCCCUGGUCAUCGUCCUGGGCUCCAGCCCUGACCAGACCGCAGAUGCCCUCUUUGAUUACGUAGGACAAAGCAUUUUGGGAAGGACGUUGUUGAUCCAUGUGGUGUCCUACUGUAGCAUUAGCCCUCUGACCAUUGCAACUGUAAAGAGACUAGCUGAAGUUACACAGGGACGCCACCACAUCUUCUCAGCUUCCCUGGGUGUAGUAGACAGCAGUACAGAUUUGGAGCUGCUGUGGACAGAGAUCAAGGCAGCCAGAGAGCUACUGGGACACACUGAGGCCCUGCGUCAGGGACGGCUGGGGGACAUGACUGUCACUGUGGUGGGACAGCAGAUUUCCCCAGAGUUGGACAGCUUUUCACUCUCUCCUUCGCUCCCCAGACCACCCAAUCACAAUGUCCCCCUGAGCAUCAAGCCCCCAGGUGUCCCGCCCAGCUCCUCGGCUGAUUGGCUGAGGAACCAUGGACUGAAAGCUAAGAGACUGGGGCUGUACCAGGUCCUGUCUCCCAAUGCCUAUUCUCUACUGGAGGGGUUUGUUCCUAUCCUGAACAAGACUGUCAGCUCAACAGUCCAUGAGAAGGCCAUGGUGCAGUGUGAGUGGCAUGAUGGAACGGUGAAGAACGUUCAUGUGGACUUGCCCUUAAUCUACCACUACCAGAAACAGCUGAUGUCUGCCGUGGCUGUGUUGGAGAGGAGGGUGCAGUGGCUGAGCAGUGGGAGCAGGCAGAUCUGGGGGACAGUGUGUGAACAGAGGGUGGUGAUUGUGGUAGACAUGUCUAUGAUGAUCCCUGGCUCCUCUCUCCACAUCCAGCACUCCCUCAGGGUGCUACUGGAGGAGCAGCUGGCCAACAAACACAGCUUCAACAUCAUCGCGUUCGGCUCAGCUGUCAGAGCUUGGAGAGAGAGGUUGGUCCUCACCUCACCAGAGAACCUGCAGGAAGCCUGGCAGUGGGUCCAGGGUUUACAGUGUUCAGGGAGCAGGAACACCAUGGCUGCUCUGAGGCUGCCUCUGGAGGGGGACCUCAAUAGUGGGGUACCCUCCCUCUCUCCCGCUCCUCUUCUCCCUCCGUCCCCCCCUCUCACCCAGGGCCUCUACCUCUUCACAAGCGGAUUGCCUGACCAGGAAAUUGCAACGGUGUCUUCAUAUGUGUCAGAGUGCUGCAGUGGCCGGCCUCUACGUCUCCACAUCUGUCUGUUGACUGGAGAGGAGACAGAGGGACAGACAGAGGCACAGACGGGGGGUUGCCCUCCACCUCGCCAUGCCACCAGGGAGGAGACUGCGGGGGCACUGAGGGAACUGGCACAAGCUGGCAAUGGACGCUUCCACUGGAUCAGUGAGACAGGCAUCCUGGAGAGCGAUGACAUAACUGCUCUGAUUGGAGAGAUGGAGAGGGCUGCUAAUUAUUGGCAGAAGAGCGCCAUGCUGGUGGACUCCUUGACCCAGAAGUCUGACUGUAGGUGCCCAGGGGAGGAUCUCUCUCCUGGGGACAAAGCUCCGGCCCAGUCCCCCCUGGCCUGGAGAUGCAGAGACAGACCACUGCCCCCACCGCGACCCACAGCACUCACCCUCGCCAGGCUGCAAAUGAAGGAAGGCCGAACAAACGAGCAUUCCUCCUCUCAGAAGGCUCUCGCAUGGCGUCCCAGCAGUGCCACAUCUACUAUCCCACCGGUACAGCCCAUGACUGGUUGGGGUCCAGUAGAUACUAAAGCCAGGCAGAGGAAGCCUCUCUCAGGUCACCCAGUCUGUGUUCUACCUGGAAGAUGGUUUUGGUCUUACCCCAAACCUAAAAGUGUCCGAAAGUCCAUCCCCUUAGUGACUCUGCCAAAGCAGGAAGAGAUCUGCUCGACCAAACAUUGGCUGAAGAGGUUCAGUAUUAAGAGGCAGAAGCUUGACAUCUAUAAGCUGGUGUCUGGACCUGACUGUACACAUCAUAAGAAGCUGGUCCCUUCGGUCCUCAAGAGAGUGUCUGCCAAAUACUGCUCCAUCUUCCCCAGUGUCCACAUCAAUGGGAUGGUGAAGCACCUGCAGCUGACUCCGGGAGAGUUAAAACAGUACCUUACUCAGACUGAGAGACUCCUGCUGCGCUACAUGCAGAGGCUGCAAUGGCUGCUCUCCGGUAGCAGGCGUGUGUUUGGGGCGGUGCUGGAGAGGGAGGUGUGUGUGCUGCUGGAUGUGUCCGGCUCCAUGGCUCCCUGCCUGGGGGAGCUGAAGACCAAGCUGGCCUCUCUCAUCUGGGAACAGCUGCAUCACAACACAGUCAGGUUCUCUCUGCUGGCGUUCUCCGAGGGGGUGAAGGCGUGGCGUCCGGCACUGCAGGAGCCUACAGAGGAGGCAUGCCGCGACGCGGUGCAGUGGGCAUAUCAGCUCAACACCCAUGGGGGAACCAACACUCUGGAGGCCCUGCAGACUGGCUGUGGGUUUGGGGACAGUGUGGGCCUGUACCUGCUGAGUGAUGGGAAGCCAGAUUCCAGCUGCAGCCUGGUGCUGAAAGAGACGGAGAGACUGACCACAGGGAACCACAUUACUAUCCACACUGUCUCAUUCAACUGCACAGACAGCUCAGCCAAUGACUUUCUGAAGAAACUGGCUCACCAAACUGGGGGUCGGUACCACCGUUGUCAUGACAAUGUGGAUGCGCUCAGUGGGCUGUUGGAAUCGGGCCUUAGUGAUGGGGACGAACCUACCCUGCCGGCCCUCGAGGGAGAUGACUUGAGGAGACUGGCUCAGGAAAUUGACAAACUGAGACAUUUCCGGAAGCAGGCACAGGUCUUCAGGGAAAUCAUUUUGGAAAAGAAUCCAGAGGAAACAUGGCUGAAGAGGUUCAGUAUUAAGAGGCAGAAGCUUGACAUCUAUAAGCUGGUGUCUGGACCUGACUGUACACAUCAUAAGAAGCUGGUCCCUUCGGUCCUCAAGAGAGUGUCUGCCAAAUACUGCUCCAUCUUCCCCAGUGUCCACAUCAAUGGGAUGGUGAAGCACCUGCAGCUGACUCCGGGAGAGUUAAAACAGUACCUUACUCAGACUGAGAGACUCCUGCUGCGCUACAUGCAGAGGCUGCAAUGGCUGCUCUCCGGUAUGCCUCUCUCUCGCUCUAUGUCUCUGUCACUGUCUCUGUAUCUUGCGUGUGUUUGGGGCGGUGCUGGAGAGGGAGGUGUGUGUGCUGCUGGAUGUGUCCGGCUCCAUGGCUCCCUGCCUGGGGAGCUGAAGACCAAGCUGGCCUCUCUCAUCUGGGAACAGCUGCAUCACAACACAGUCAGGUUCUCUCUGCUGGCGUUCUCCGAGGGGGUGAAGGCGUGGCGUCCGGCACUGCAGGAGCCUACAGAGGAGGCAUGCCGCGACGCGGUGCAGUGGGCAUAUCAGCUCAACACCCAUGGGGGAACCAACACUCUGGAGGCCCUGCAGACUGGCUGUGGGUUUGGGGACAGUGUGGGCCUGUACCUGCUGAGUGAUGGGAAGCCAGAUUCCAGCUGCAGCCUGGUGCUGAAAGAGACGGAGAGACUGACCACAGGGAACCACAUUACUAUCCACACUGUCUCAUUCAACUGCACAGACAGCUCAGCCAAUGACUUUCUGAAGAAACUGGCUCACCAAACUGGGGGUCGGUACCACCGUUGUCAUGACAAUGUGGAUGCGCUCAGUGGGCUGUUGGAAUCGGGCCUUAGUGAUGGGGACGAACCUACCCUGCCGGCCCUCGAGGGAGAUGACUUGAGGAGACUGGCUCAGGAAAUUGACAAACUGAGAUAUUUCCGGAAGCAGGCACAGGUCUUCAGGUUUGUCUUACAGUGA